AUCUCGGAGAAGGAGAUGAGAAUUUGCCAAGGUCGUCUCGGCACAAAAGUGUGGUAUCCCAUCGGCCAGUGGCCACCGCGUCCUUUCGCCCAAGCAGCCAGGCGCCAGCCGACGGCCCAGCGCAAAGAAGAGGCGUGCGUCCCCGGCCAGGGCCAGCGAGAGCCGGGCAGAGUAGCAGAAGCAGAGUCCGACUCGCCCCUAUUAAUAAGGCGCCGUGCGCGUGCUAGCCACCUCACCUCCUCCCACCUUGCGAUCCAAAGUCCAAACCGGCUCUUCGCCUUUCCUCGCCUGGGAGAUCAGCGUGCGCCGCAGCCCACCCGCCCCCCGCCCAUCUCGUCGGGAAGGAGAAGGAGGAGAAUCAGCAAGAUGUCAAUUGCAACGGCUCCAUGUGUGCGCAUUGCUAGAUCCGGGGCUGGUUGCCGGGCUGUUUCUCCAGCGAUCAGAAGCCCUUCCUUUGUCGGUUACACGAAACAAACAUCAAACUUAUCAGGCUUAAGGAUCUCAAACAAGUUCAGGGUGUCUGCCACGGCCGUGCACAAGGUAAAGCUCGUAGGCCCGGACGGAGAGGAGCAUGAGUUUGAAGCCCCUGAAGAUACCUACAUUCUUGAGGCAGCUGAAAACGCUGGGGUGGAGCUGCCAUUCUCUUGCCGUGCUGGAUCAUGUUCCACAUGCGCGGGCAAGAUGACAACUGGGGAAGUCGAUCAGUCCGAGGGUUCCUUCCUCGAUGAGAACCAGAUGGGCGAGGGCUAUCUUCUGACCUGCAUUUCAUACCCCAAGGCGGAUUGUGUCAUUCACACCCACCAGGAGGAAGAACUCUAUUAGUUGGCUCACAUAUGCUUCUGUGGCACAAUUGUUCAAGUUUCAUGGUGGAUUCGUUGUUGUUAAGUUUUGCUAUCUAGAGAUGACUAGGUGGGCGUUUCUGGCUAUCAGUUCGGUCUUUCGGUGAGACCAUGAUAUAUGGGUUGUGGCAAUAAUCAAUGUUAUCAAUUCAAACUGCAUUUGCUCAUAUUGCAGCAGUUCGAAGAACCUCACACUGUUGGAAAUUUCGAGAACAUGUACUUGUGGGUCACCUGUAGUAGGAAUUAUUUGGCCUGUCCUCUGUUUGCACUC
Molecule: messenger RNA, 1110 nt
Organism: Brachypodium distachyon (stiff brome)
Lineage: Eukaryota; Viridiplantae; Streptophyta; Magnoliopsida; Poales; Poaceae
Product: ferredoxin-6, chloroplastic
Exons: 2
Coding region: 16-822 (268 amino acids)
Biological process (GO): electron transport chain
Molecular function (GO): electron transfer activity; 2 iron, 2 sulfur cluster binding
Source: RefSeq, a predicted model, not a curated record